AAAUUUAUCCUCAAGCAAACCAACAGCAUUCGGCCUACAUCUCUCCUCCCUCACUGAUUUACUGAAUGUGACUUGCAAAUUCUCCAGCAAAUCAAACUAUUCUAAAAGUUCAAGAUCAAAGAACCUCACAAAGAUAUAUUUCAAGCUUCUAAUACAAAAAGUAGAAGUUUUCAGAAAAGCCUUGGAACGAAGUUGAAGCUCUGACAUGAAUGAACAAGGAACUCUGCCUGAAAUGAUCAAAGACUGGACAAAAGAUCAUGUUAAAAAAUGGAUAACAGAAGAACUUAAGAUUGAUGAAAAAUAUGGACAAAUUCUGUUCAAUGAAGAAGUCACAGGAUUAGUCCUACAGGAAUUAACUGAAAAGGAUCUCAAAGAAAUGGGGCUGCCACGGGGUCCAGCACUUUUGAUAAAACGUAUGUAUAACAAACUGAAUACAAGUUUCCCUGAAAGUGACAACCCCAAUUCCAGACAAGUACAUGAUACAAAAUCCUCCAAAAAAGAACAUCAAAAAAAGCCAAAUCUGGAGAAAGAAUUAAUGCCAUCCAGUAUAGAUCAAGAUCUCAGCGAGAGCAGGAAUAUCAAAGACCAAGACUCUAUUCCUAUGGAAGAGAAUGCAGCAAAUGAAGUAUCAAACACUAUUGACAAGAAAAAGAAUAAACUAAAAACUGAAAAUUUGACCUGCCCUCCAUAUCCUUUUGAUAACUUCCACGAUGGCCAAAGAUACAUAGAACAUUAUAUCCUACAACCUGAAACAGGACCACUCAAUCUCAUUGACCCAAUACAUGAAUUCAAAGCUCUCACAAAUACAGAAAAUGCCACAGAAGAGGACCUUAAGAUGAAAUUUAGCAAUGAAACCUUCCGAUUUGCAUCAGCGUGUAUGAAUUCACGUACCAAUGGUACCAUCCAUUUUGGAGUCAAAGACAAGCCCCAUGGAGAAAUUGUUGGUGUGAAAGUCACCAGUAAGGAUGCCUUCAUUGAUCAUUUCAAUCUAAUGAUCAAAAAGUAUUUUGAAGAAAGUGAGAUCAGUGAAGCCCAGAAGUGUAUCCGGCAGCCAAGGUUUAUAGACGUCUUACUGCAGAACAAUACUCUAUCAGACAGGUUUGUCAUUGAAGUGGAUAUCAUUCCCAAAUACUCGGUGUGCAAAGAAAAGUAUUUCUACAUUAAGUUGCAAAGUCUUACAGAUAAAACAUGGAAACAAAACCAAAAUCUUUCACUAUUUGUGAGAGAUGGAGCCAGCUCCAAGGAUAUACUGGCCAAUGUCAAGCGACGGGAGAUAGAGUUUAAAGCAUUUUAUGAAAACUUAAAGUCAUGUGCAGCAGCUAGAAAAGAUGCAGAAGAAGAACACCAAAUGAAGACAACAAAGAGAGAAAGUGAAGGACUAAAGUUGGUUAAACUUCUCAUUGGAAACCGAGACUCACUGGAUAAUUCAUACUACAACUCAUAUAUUCUUGUAACAAAUAAAUGCCAUCCAAAUCAAAUGCAGCACUUGGAUUUUCUAAAAGAAAUUAAAUGGUUUGCUGUGUUGGAGUUUGAUCCUGAAUCUAGGAUCAAUGGAGUGGCCAAAGCUUACCAAAAAAGCCGAGUAGCAAACAUGCACUUUCCAAAUCAGUAUGAAGAAAAGAAAACCACCAUGAGACAGAAGAUUUCUAGUCUGAAUCUAUAUGAGCAAACCAGCUGGAUCUUCUGUAAUGGCAGAUCAGACCUGCAAAAUGAGACAUACAAACCUCUAGAAGCACAUUUAUGGCAGAGAGAUAGAGCAUGUGAGGUUAGAAAACUGAUUUCAUUUCUCACAGAUGAAAACUUAAUGGCAAAAGGGAAAUUCUUAGUGGUGUUCCUCUUACUGUCUUCAGUGGAAAGCCUAGGAGAUCCAUUCACUGAAACUUUCUGUGCUUUCUAUCAGGCUCUCAGAGGAAUGGAAAAUAUGUUGUGUAUUUGUGUCAACUCAAAGAUUUACCAGCGUUGGAAAGAUCUACUGCAAACAAGAUUAACAAUUGGAGAUGAAUUAUCAAAACACAGUGUCUCCACUUUAAAUAUAGAACUAAUAAACAGUACUAUCCUUAAACUAAAAUCGUUGACUCAGUCAUCAAGAAAGUUUUUGCCCUCCUAUGGAUCUUCCUCAGUUAUCCUAGAGAAAAAAGAAGAGGAUCUCUUGACUGCACUCCAAAUCCUUUCUGAAAAUGAAUGUAAGGAAACAGAUAUAGAGAAAGAUAAAUCCAAAUUCCUAGAAUUUAGGAAAUCAAGAGAAGAACACUUUUAUCGAGGAGGCAAAGUAUCCUGGUGGAACUUCUACUUUUCUUCUGAAAACUAUUCUUCAGCUUUUGUUAAAAGAGACAUGUAUAAAAACCUUAAAGAUUUAAUAGAACGCUGUGCAGAAUGUCCUAAACCAGAAUUUGCAAAAAUUAUCAAUCUUUAUCACCAUCCAGGCUGUGGAGGUACUACACUGGCGAUGCAUAUUCUCUGGGACCUAAAGCAAAAAUACAGAUGUGCUGUAUUAAAAAACAAAGCAAUUGAUUUUGAAGAAGUUGGAGAACAAAUAAUCCACUUGGUGACGUAUAAGGCAACUAGCCACCAGGAUUAUAUUCCUGUGCUUUUACUUGUGGAUGAUUUUGAAGAACAGGAAAAUAUCUACAUUUUACAGAAUGCCAUCCAUUCCGUUUUAGCAAAAAGAGAUUUGCAAUAUGAAAAAACAUUGGUAGUUAUCUUAAACUGCAUGCGAUCUCAGAAUCCAGAUCAAAGUGCAAAAUUAGCAGAUAGUAUUUCACUAAAAUAUGCUCUUUCUGCCAAGGAACAAAGAGCUUUUGAGGCGAAACUAGAAGAAAUUGAAAAGCAACACAAAAACUGUGAAAACUUUUAUUCCUUCAUGAUCAUGAAAGGCAAUUUUGAUGAAAAAUACAUAGAAAAUGUAGUAAGAAACAUACUAAAAGAACAGAAUAUUAAUAGCAAGGAAGCACAACUUAUUUCUUUCCUAGCUUUACUCAAUUCUUAUGUUACUGAUUCUACAAUUUCAUUGUCACAGUGUGAAAUAUUCUUAGGAAUCAUAUACACUAGUGUACCCUGGAAGCCUGAAAGCCUAGAAGACAGGAUGGGAACCUAUUAUACACUUCUAAUAAGCACAGAAGUUGCAGAAUAUGGAAGAUACACAGGUGUGCGCAUCAUUCACCCUCUGAUUGCCAUUCACUGUCUGAAAGAACUGGAAAGGAGCUAUCACAUGGAUAAAUGUCAAAUUGCAUUGAACAUAUUAAAUGAAACAGUGUUCUACGAUUCUGGAAUAGGAAGAGACAAAUUUCAACAUGACGUACAGACUCUUCUGCUUACACGACAGCGCAAGGAGUAUGGAGCUGAAACAGACACUUUGUUUUCCCCAUUAAUUGAAACUUUGAAGAACGAGGAAGUUAAAAAGGUCUUGACUAGAGGAAGUAGUCGAUUCCCAGAAAAUGCAUUCAUUUGUCAAGCUUUAGCAAGACAUUUCUAUAUUAAAGAGAAGAACUUUAAUGAUGCUCUAACCUGGGCAAAUUUGGCCAAAGAAAGAGCACCUAAAAAUUCCUAUAUCUCAGAUACACUUGGUCAGGUCUACAAAAGUGAGAUCAAAUGUUGGUUGGAUAAAAACAAAAAUUGUAAGGAAAUUACUGUUAAGGAUCUAACAUAUUUACUGGAAACUGCUGGAAAAGCUGCAAGAGCUUUCAGAGAAUCCCAACAGCAAACUGAUAGUAAAGAUUAUGAAACUGAGGCUUGGUCACCACAGAAGCCCCAAAGAAGAUAUGACACGUACAAUACAGCUGGUUUCCUAGGUGAAAUAGAAGUCAGUCUUUACACUAUCCAGAUUCUUCAGCUCACUCCCUUCUUUCACAAAGAAGAUGAAUCAUCUCUAGAAUCUAUGGUACAGUUUUUAUCUGGAAAGGAAAACAUUUCCCCUGAUCCAAAAAAUGAAUAUUAUUUGGCUCUUAGCAAGUUUACAGCCCACCUACAAAGUUUGCAAUCAGAUUUGAUAAAGUGUUUUCAUUUUUUUAGUGAUUACAUGGUUCUCCUGAAAACAAGGAAUUUUCAAAAAGAAAUGACAGAACUCAAACUCAGCAAGAAAGUCAUUUUUUGUUACAAGACAUACACAAAACUUUUCUGCCAUUUGGAUUCAACUCCAUUACAAGGGAAAGAGAGUCAGUUACUCCAGGAAGAGAAUUGCAGAAAACGUCUAGAAGCUUGGAGAGCAGAUAGGUUUUCUGGACUCCUUGAAUAUCUUAAUUCAAACCACAAAGACGCUGCAACCAUCAUGGAAAAUAUAGUGAAUGAAUAUGCCUUUUUAUUGCAGCAGAACCCAAGUAUACGGUCAAUCAAAGAGAAACAAAAUUUCAUUUUGGCCAACAUUAUUCUCAGUUGCGUGAAACCCAAUUCCAAGUUUAUCCAACCACUUAGUAUACUAAAACAACAGCUCCGAGAAGUCCUGCAACUUGUAGGACUUAAUUAUCAAUAUCCAGAUCCUUAUUUCUUGGCCUGCCUCCUGUUCUGGCCAGAAAAUCAAAAGCUAGAUCAAGAUUCCAAACUAAUGGAAAAGUAUGUCGUAUCCUUAAACAGAUCCUUCAGGGGCCAGUACAAGCGCAUGUGCAGAUCCAAGCAGGCAAGCACAUUUUUCUAUCUGGGGACCAAAAAGGGUCUCAACAGUCUUGUUCACAAGGCUGAGCUAGAGAAACACAUUAGUAAAACAAAAAACACAAAUUCCUUCUGGCAGAGUGGAGAUAUAUGGAAAACAGAAGUCAAACACCUCCUGCAUCGCCUAACUGGUCAGGCUGAAGGCAAGCUAAUCUCUAUAGAAUAUGGAAUAGAUGAAAAAAUUAGAAUACCGAUAACGUCUGUGUAUUCAAGUCCACUCAGAAGUGGUAGAAACAUAGAAAAAGUUACCUUCUACCUAGGAUUUUCCAUUGAAGGACCUCUGGCAUAUGACAUAGAAUUAAUUCAAGAAGUUAACAAUAGCUGAAAUAUAUUUACUUCUAUUUGUCUUAGAUUAUACCUUAUUCUGUCAUUUUCAUGAAUUUAUUGGCUUACCUGUAAGCACCAAUUUCUCUUUGUCUCUCUGAAAGGAUUACAAGUCUGUAUAAGAUAUAAAAGGGGUCUGUUCCGCAGAGCGGCACUCUUACAGUCAAUCAUUUACUAUUUCUAGUGUUAAUUUUGAGACUAAUACAGUUAAUUAAAAAGUUUCAAUUAGCAUCCACUGGUUACUCAUUCACUGGUUAUUGGUUAAUAAAAUCUGUAUUAAAUUCAA
Cavia porcellus (domestic guinea pig) is the source of this 5251-nucleotide messenger RNA. RefSeq names its product sterile alpha motif domain containing 9 like (gene Samd9l). Gene Ontology annotation, molecular function: protein binding. Bases 206 to 4966 code for a protein of 1586 amino acids. The transcript has 2 exons. Gene Ontology annotation, cellular component: cytoplasm. Lineage: Eukaryota; Metazoa; Chordata; Mammalia; Rodentia; Caviidae. The record is from RefSeq and is a predicted model, not a curated record.